AGAUCCAACUUAUAAAAUCCCCUCUGCCUUCAAUCUUCUUUUCAAAACAGAGUAGCAUCCCCUGUUCUUCUCCUUUUUCAGCCCUCUGCUCCACACCUAAAACGACCAAGCAAGCAACAAUGGCGGACGCCUUCCUGACAGUCAAAGGCCACAAUGGCCUCCCUCGAAUCAUCUCCAUCCUCUCCUCUCUCCUCGAGCGCAUCACCAGCUGGAACGAUGAUUUCACCGCCUCCGACCACCAGCACUACUCUCCGGGCAGUGCUGUUUCUGCUUUCUCCGGACUCGAGAAACCGCAAAUCUCCAUUCCUCGUUAUCUCGAACGCAUCUUUCAAUUCGGUCAUUGCAGCGCCUCCUGCUUUGCUGUGGCAUACAUCUACCUUGAUCGUUUCCUCCAUCUUCAUCCCUCAGUUCUUGUUGAUUCUCUCAACGUUCAUCGCUUCCUUAUCACUGCGGUUCUUACUGCUGUUAAGUUCAUGGAAGACAGAUACUACAACAAUGCUUAUUUCGCGAAGGUGGGGGGGAUCAGUUUGGCUGAGAUGAACUACUUGGAGGUCGAUUUUUUAUUCGGUUUGAGAUUCGAUCUCAAUGUGACGCCGGUCGUGUUCGCCUCUUACUGCUCGAUCCUUGAAAGAGAGUUUGAUAUGGCUGACCCUCAAAUUCCUAGAAGUCUGCAUUGUCUUCCUACUGAAGAAGAAAGCAGCAGCAGCCACAAGCACAAUGAGCUCAUUGUCUGAGAAAUGGCUCUUUUUGUUCAUAGAUGAAUGUAAAUAGAAGACUUUAUUUAGGUAUGAGAACAGUUAGUUUGGUGAGUGGUGAAUGUGAAGAAUGAUGUUAUUUAAGCUUUUUGUAUUUAAAUUAAUGUGCUUUUUUUCUGAUGUUUGUUUCUGUGAGAAACAAUUUUGUGAAUAAUGAGGAGGUUUUCAUUGUUGG
This is a messenger RNA of Phalaenopsis equestris, 930 nucleotides long. Its product is annotated as cyclin-P4-1-like. The record is from RefSeq and is a predicted model, not a curated record. Gene Ontology annotation, biological process: regulation of cyclin-dependent protein serine/threonine kinase activity. The coding region runs from base 120 to 734 and encodes 204 amino acids. The transcript is spliced from 2 exons. Lineage: Eukaryota; Viridiplantae; Streptophyta; Magnoliopsida; Asparagales; Orchidaceae. Gene Ontology annotation, molecular function: protein kinase binding.